CAAAUGUCCUACCUACGGCCGCUCGAUGGUUUUUGUUUCAAAUUGACAGGAUCACAUUUACAGCUGGAUUGCUUGAGAUUUAUAAAACAUUUUCUCAGUCGGUUUGAGAAUUUCAUACAAGUAAUAAGCAGCUGUCCUGUCACAAUGACAGCGUUACAGUAUAACUACGUCAUCUUCACAAUCCAUAUGUUUCAGCAGUGAGCAGGUACCGUGCCAACCAGGAAGGUCUUCAGCACCAUUAUACAGAGAUGCGACUUGGAAGUGGACUUUGUGACCCUUGUUUGGUGUUGCAUUUUCUUCACUUGUUUUUGGGAUUUGCCAGAACAGAAUGUGACACCAGCCUACAUUUAUUUCCGUGAAGCAGUUUGAAUAAGCAAGGCCUGGAAGACGGCAAGUUGAAUGGAAUGGAACAGCACAGCGAGUGGCUGCCGCCGUAAGUGAGCCCUUUUGUGGCGGCCACUUUUUUUUAACCCAAAGUACCAAAGCAAACUGUGAGUCCAAUGCAGGAGAGGAUCCUAGGCACUGUCUGUGGCUGAGUGAUGUUUGAAGUUAAAUCCAUGACUGUGGUGCACAAAGAGACGGGACCCAUCACUGAUGUGGUCUGCAGUGAGGAUCUUCCUGAGACAGAGCUGGUGGGCCUUCUGGAAAACCAGCUGCCCCAGUACCGCCUGCAGGCCGACUCCCUGUACCUGUACGACAGCCAGGACUGGGUCCAGUCACCCACCGACUCCACCGGCGACGUCUCCAGUGCUCUCUCACCAGUGCUGGCAGAGGAGACCUUCCGAUACAUGACCUUCCUUGCGUUGGAGCCCCACAGCCUUUCCCAAGUUCAAGGUUCAGACAGAGUGGCGCAGAUGACCAAAACCUACAAUGACAUCGACAUGGUCAUACAUCUGCUGGCUGAGCGCGAUCGGGAUCUGGAGCUGGCAGCUCGGAUAGGCCAGUCCCUGCUGCAACGCAACCAUGUACUGGCUGAACGGAGCGAGGUCCUGGAGGAGCAGCUGGCUCAGUCCUUCGACCAGGUGAACCAGCUGCAGCAUGAGCUGUCGAAGAAGGACGAGCUGCUGCGCAUCGUGGCCAGUGCCUCGGAGGAGAGCGAGACCGACUCCAGCUGCUCCACGCCGCUGCGCCACAAUGAGUCCUUCACUAUGGCUCAGGGUCUCAACCAGCUGGAAGCGCUGCAGAGCAAACUGAGGGAUAUGGAGGAGGAGAACCUGGCCCUGCGCUCCAAGGCCUGCCAUCUGAAGAUGGAGACCAUCACUUCUGAGGAGAAGGAACAGCAGUUGGUCAGCGAUUGUGUGCAGGAACUCGGGGAAUCCAACAGCCAUAUGGUGAGGCUGACGGAGGAGCUGUCCCAGAAGAACGAGGAUCUGGUGAGGCACCAGGAGGAGAUCGCAAACCUGCUGUCCCAGAUCGUGGACCUGCAGCACCGCGUCAAAGAGUUGGCCAUUGAAAAAGAAGAGCUGAAAAUACAUCUGCAAGCCUCCAAAGUCGCUCAGCGCCAACUCACAGCAGAGCUACAUGAUCUUCAGGAUCUGAAUGCAGAGUGUCUGGGAAUGCUCCAUGAAUCCCAGGAGGAGAACAAGGAGCUGCGGAGCAAAACCAUGGCCACCACCUCCAUGAGACGCCACCAAUCCUACGGGAUCUUCCCCAUGGACUCCUUGGCUGCGGAGAUUGAAGGGACGAUGCGCAGGGAGCUCAGUGUUGAGGAGGAGACCUCUUUCCAUGACCAAAGGAACAAACAGAAACGGGUUUUUGACGCUGUCAAGACUAUAAACGAGAUGGUACGGUCUCACUCCCCCAUGACUCUCCGCCCGCUGCCCAUCCCUGGAUCAAACCAAACCAACGUCAUCAUGAUGGCACAGCCCUUCCUGUCUGGGGACAAGAGCAGCACUGAGCAGGCAACACACAGCCCCAGGGAUGGGCACAGGCUGGGACAGCCCAGCAGCCCUGGCAGCAGUGACCUGGGGGCGGCGCUGCACCGGCUUUCCCUGCGUCGGCAGAAUUACCUGUGCGAGCAGCAGUUCUUGGAGGAGGAGCAGGAGAGGAAGCUGCAGGCUCUGGCAGAGGAGGACGGGGAAGGCAGCGGCUGCAGCACGGGGACAAACCGCUCCGACUACACCGAUAUAUCGGGGACUUCCAGCAGCUUCAGGAGCUUCCUGCCUGAUAAACUGCAGAUUGUCAAACCAAUAGAAGGGUCCUUGACUCUGCACCAUUGGCAGCAGCUGGCUCAGCCACACCUGGCCACCAUUCUAGACCGCCGACCUGGGGUCGUCACCAAAGGCUUCAAACCACUGCUGGAGGACAGAGUGUACCACAUAUCAGACCUGGAGGAGGAUGAGGAACAGAGGGCAAAGAGGGAAGAGGAUGAGGAGGAGGAGGAAGGAAUCACCUUCCAAGUCCAAUAUACCUCAACGCCAGAGGACAAGAAACGAGCCCCCCAGGAAGAGGAGAGUCCUCCAAACAUCUUCCUACCAAAGUCCCAAAUCCUCAGCACUACAGCCCCCUCUUCUGCUUAUAACCCAGGAAAGUGUCUUUCCUCAACCCACUCUACCUACACCUUCACAAACUGCAGGAUUCUUCACCCAUCUGACAUCAUUCAGGUCACACACAGCUCCAUGUAUGCACCUCUGCCCCUCGGAGACAGCACUCCGAGCUCCAUGAGGACCAGUCCCAGCACUCCGGUCACGUCCUGCCACAUGAGCCUGGGAGAGGCCUUCACCCACCGGCGCAACUCCACCACCACCCUCAGCACCACCAGCGGCCUGGCCAAACUCCUGCAGGAGCAUGGAAUCUCCGCCCAGGUGUACAGCAGCCCAGUCUCGGAGACUCCAUCCCCCAUUCGGAGCCCAAGAAAAGCAGCCUCUCUCCCUGCUCCUCCCUCCACCCCUCCCAACUCCCCCUCCCACUCCCCGUGCGGUUCCCCUGUCCCCUUCGAGCCUCGCCAGGAGAACUUCCUGGCGUCGCGGCCGGCCGAGGUGUUCCUGCAGGAUGUGUACGGCCUCAAGCCCAGUCGGAGCCGGCCUGACCUCACCCAGAACAGAGUCAAUCUGGUGGAGAGGCUCAAGAGGAUGGGCUUCACCAAGGUGCUGCAGGCAGGGCCCGAGGGGGGCCUACAACGCCAUGAGCCUGCCCUCUUCGUGACCACUGGAGGAGGAAGCCUGCUGGACGGGUUGAGGAGGAACCAGAGCCUGCCGGCCAUGAUUGGAGGCCUGGGACCCACUGUGAGCAGCCCCCUUGCAGUCCCCCUCACUCUCCCACGAAUGGACAGCAUGAGAGAGGACAGGGUUCCCGAGAUCAAAUCGCCAGCAGGAGAGACAGCUGAUUGAAACGGACCAACCUAAAGUAGAAAAAGUGAGGAAGGAUUUGUUAAUAUAAAGAGCGAGUAGCAAAUACAGGAAAGGUUAUAAACGAACACACAAAGACAUAAAACAACAAAAUCUGUCCAUUUCCAAAAAUACCGGUUUCAAUUUCAAAUCACAAAAGCUUACAAUUACAGUUGUACUGAAUUUUCUAAAUGUUGACCAAGCUUGUAAAACAUGCUAUAAGCAAACAAUUCUGUUAAAUGCAAAACUGAAAAUAACUGUUAGAUUUAGUAAACUGUAAACUGUAUUGGACACACUAAUACUGUCUAAGUAGUUCCUGUAUUGUUACAGUAUGUGCUUUUUUUUUUUUAAUUAAUUUUUUUAUGGGAAGUUAAGUUGUGUUCUUGAGGUGUUGCAGUUACAGAAGGAAUGUGGAAGUUGAAAAGGGUAAGAGAAGGUUUGAAAAGAUAGUGUGGGGAAGGGAGAAAGAGGUAGGGAAUCAAAAAGCUGAAGGGAAGGUAGAUAAGAUAAGAGAUGGAGAUAGACUUGGGAUGAGGUAAAGUGAAGGCUCUAGAAAGUAACCCCCUUAAGAAAUGGCUAAGCGGUCCUUGUUAACAAGACCACAUCUAACUCCUUUUAAAUAAAAUAAAGGCCACUUUGCCCAAGGCAAACUUGUGUCCACUUGGCGGAAAGCUGUGGGUUAUUAACCCAGCACUCCCACCACUGGUGACGGCAUGUCUGAAGAAACAUUAUGGUAAUUAAACACUAGUAGCAAAACUGUUUUAAAAAGCUUAAAGCGCAUUUUUUAACAAACAAAUAAUGGUGUACACAGACAGGUGACCUAUUGAUUUUACGCUUUGUUAUAACUCCCUAAUGAACUGUGUCAAGGGAAAUUCAAAAUAAUUAAAAGACAAAGCUGGGGGGGGGGCAGCCUUUUGGAGUUCUGGAACAUUCUUCAGUGGCGCUCAGAUCCAGUUAUGCUGUCUGGCUCUCAGAAUUCUAGCUUUUUGUAUAUUUUAUUUUUAAGUGACAAGUGUGAGAUUCUGGUAAUCCAAGCCUACUUGUCUAGAAGCUGCUUAUUUUAUUGACAUGAAAUCAAAGCUCCCUCUAAUUUCAUUGGACCACAUUAUAAGGCAUGUAAAACAUUCCAAGAGUUUUAAAAAAUGAAGGAAUGCAUUGGCAGAGGUUCUCCUGUUUUUAAAAGAUAAUGGUUUCUGUCAAUGAUCAACAUGUUGCUAUUUUGUACAUUUCAAAAGAAUUGUUCUCCUAACCUACUGGCAUGGUACUGUCUUCUUUUCUUGUUAUAAUUCCAGAGUUGUAUCAAUUUGUGCAAGAUUAUAUUAUAUUACAAGUGUUUAUAUACAGUUAAUGAGUAACUUUGCAUUCUCAAAGCAUGUUAAGAUUGUUGUAACUUUUAAAUAAUGCAUUUUAUUAAACGUUGUGAAAUGCAAACUCUGGGUUUGUUACGUAGCAUUUUCCCACGGACAGAGUCGCAUGUGUGAAUGGAAGGCAGAUUCUGAGCUUCUCCAAUAUAACACUGUGGUCAGGAGACACUGUUAAGGGAAAACCAGUACUGCACUAUAGAGGGUUUCCUUAUACUGCUCUGCUUGGCUAUGGGAUAGGCAAAAAGAAUGCAAACGAGUGUGUUCAUAUAUUUUAUAUUUUCAGUAUUAUAGGAAUAUUAUAGGACAUUUUUACAACAUUACACAAACCUCUACCCCUUAUAACAAAUAUUAAGUAAAAAGUAUUGAAGUGUUUAGUCAAUAGGAAUCGUUCCCUUUGUAAGGAGGACCCCGCACCCCAGCUUUAUCUGUUAGUCGUCUUAGUCAACCAUUAAUCAUAUCUGUGCCGCCCACAUGGGAAAAGAAACCAUAUGUUUGCUGAAUACCAGAUCUAGUGACUGUUCUUGAACCAUAUUCCACAGGGUUUUGUCUCAAGGUCACCAACCUGACUCUCCUCUUCAGUCCUGAAUGUCCAGCCCAAGUGUUGUGUAUUGUUCUAGAGGAGUGUGUGCUAGAAUCGUGUGACAGACCCCCAUGUGUAGGACUGUUAGGGUCCUUAUAGGAGCAUGCUUGGAUUUAGAUCUGGGGAGCGGAUCUAAAACCAUGUGGCAUUGUGAUGGCAGCUGAACCUGUAGUUGCCUUAGCCACCUGCUCAUCGUUCUUCAGUAUAAUGAGUUUGGAUAGUUUAUCCAGUGUACUGGGUAUAAAGCAUGUUAAGAACAAACCGAUACAGUGCUCCCUUGAUAAUUGACUAAUUUGGUUAUUCCAUGUUGACAGUAAAUUGUAGAAGCGUUCUAUUUUAUUGUAUAAGGACCCUUCACUAAUUCAGUGUAUUCAAUAUUUAAUGAUUUUUUUGACCUGAAGAUCAGGUAGCGAAAUAAAGAGGGAGCGCUGUAGUUUGCUUUUAAAAUGAAGAGGAUCAAAAAUAAACAGGAAAUCCAUGUUAACAAUUCAAAAUAUGACUUAUUAUUACUGUUGUUUGUUGCUUUAUCUUACCAGGGCAGCUGUUGACAAUUUAUUACCGUACAUUCUCAAAUUAACAAUCCUUGAACAAAUGCUGCAGCUGUUUUGGUCAAUUUCAAAUAAAUGCUGCUGCGUUCAUUUGUAGGUACAGUACUGUGCAAAAGUUUUAGGCAGGUGUGAAAA
Molecule: messenger RNA, 5953 nt
Organism: Acipenser ruthenus (sterlet)
Lineage: Eukaryota; Metazoa; Chordata; Actinopteri; Acipenseriformes; Acipenseridae
Product: trafficking kinesin-binding protein 2-like
Exons: 18
Coding region: 540-3329 (929 amino acids)
Biological process (GO): anterograde axonal transport of mitochondrion; neurogenesis
Cellular component (GO): dendrite
Molecular function (GO): GABA receptor binding
Source: RefSeq, a predicted model, not a curated record